AUGUCAGGCAACCAAGAUAGCUUUGCUGCUGUCGAAGUGUCUUCAAUUGAAGCAUUGGAGGCUUUGCAUGCUCGAGCAACCAGACUCCUGAGCGAGUUCCAGUCAUUCAACGACUACCUUCGAGAAAAAGGCAAGCAGGAUGAAGUGGAGAUGAGAAUCUUCCGAAGAGGUCUCCAAGCUGAAUGCGAUGGUCUGGACAAGGUGAUCUCGGGAAAACUGACGAAUGGCCAUAAUGUAAACGAUGUUCCAGAACAGGAAGUCGAGGGCCGACGUGCACUUCUGGUAAAGACAUCAAAUGUGUCGCACUAUGAAAUAUGGUGGUCUCUUGCAAAGACAUGUCGAGGAGUGAGAGGCCUAGGAAGGAGAAUUGGCGUGCAACCGAGCAGCAACGAGGGAAGGUCAAGGGCACAGAAGCAGAAUCAAGUCCAGGGCCAAGAAGUCCAGGUUGACAUCAUCGCCGACGAUGGGCAGGAAUGGAUCAAGAUUUCCACCGUCUCGGAGAAGCGCCUGCUGUUUGAAAUGGCCAAGGAAGGAUGGGAGCGUUAUGAUGACAGCUCAGACAGUGAAGCAUCCUCAGCCAUCCUGCCCAAACUCGAGCUCCUCCGCCUUGCAGGGGCUCUACACGCCGCUGCGCGCACCACACGCGUCCGCUACCAGCACCCACGCAUCCACUUCAUCCUCCCUAAUCUCCCUUUGGACGCUCAUCCCGACGUUUCUGUUCUCCUCACCGCGCUCCGCGCCACCGGUGCCACCGUCUCCAGCGGUUCCAUCCCAUUGCCGCCCCCUGCAGCACCUCUAGCGGACGCAUUCACGCACAUGCUCCCCUCCCCACCGCACCAACCUCCCCUUACGCCCUCCCUCUCCCUGGACACCUCCAUACUAAUCGCCCUCCUCUCUGACCAAUGCCACACGCCACCCUCCGAACUCUCCUCCCGCCCUCUGACCACCUCUUCGCACACCUACCACGCCGCCAUCCAGCAGCAAAUGGCGCAAGAGGAAACCUCGCCGCUCCUCCCCGGAACCCUGUACCCGCUGCUCUGUGAGCGCAGCCUAGUCUGCACCCAGGCCGCCGCCGCGCGCGCUCGCGAUAUCGUCGACACGAUGGGCACAGAGUCGGAGCGGGCUCGCGCUGAGGUCGUGCUGGGCGAGGGUCCCUGCGCGGGGAAAGAGGGAGGUGAGCUCACGGCCGCGCUGCAGGACUUGUCGACAUACGCGCUACCCGUGGGGCUGAGGCUGCCGGUGCGCGUGGUGGGGAACGUGGGCGUCGAGGGCGUGCUAGAUGACGCAGCGGCGGUGCCUGCACAUCCGGGGUUUCCCGUGGAGGUUGCGUGGCGUUUGGUGCGAGGCACGAAGCUGAGCGCUCUGAAUGAGAGUGUACUGCUGCAUGGCUGGCGGGAGGGCGUGGUGACGGUGACGAGCAAUGGGGUGGCGGUGGGCCAGGUGGAAAGGGGAAUCAAUGCGGUGCUGGACGAGAUGGAGAGGGUUGAGGGGAGGGAUCUGGUUGGAUUCGUGGCGCCGAUGUACUGGGUCGUCCAGGAGAGUCGCAGUUUGGUUGGGAAGGAGAAGCAAGGUCGUGGGGCGAAGCAGGAGAUGUAA
Messenger RNA from Cyphellophora europaea CBS 101466, 1596 nucleotides. RefSeq lists its product as uncharacterized. NCBI's taxonomy places the organism in Eukaryota, Fungi, Ascomycota, Eurotiomycetes, Chaetothyriales, Cyphellophoraceae. The transcript has a single exon. Bases 1 to 1596 code for a protein of 531 amino acids. The record is from RefSeq and is a predicted model, not a curated record.